CAAGCCUUUAUAAACGCAGGCCGCCCCUGCACCUCCACCUCCAGCGCACCCACAAGUCCACGGCAGCACAAGAGGGAGGGAUCGGAGCAGGAGCCUCCAGGCAUGGGCGACAUCGCCGCCGCCUGCGACGCCCCACCGGCCCCGCAGAUGACCAAGGAGAGCAACCUCUUCAUGCGGAUCGCCGUCCACCCGGACGGCACCGUCACGCGCCCCGAGGUCCUGCUCCUCCCGCCCUCCUCCUCCUCCUCCUCCGCCUGCGCCGUCCUCUCCCGCGACGUGCCGCUCGACGCCUCGCUCGGCACGUACCUCCGCCUCUUCCUCCCGGACCCGGCCCCGCCCCGCCGGCUCCCCGUCGUGCUCUACUUCCACGGCGGCGGCUUCGUCCUCUUCUCCCCCGCCACCGCCUUCUACCACGCCCACUGCCAGGCCAUGGCCGCCGCGCUGCCCGGCCUCGUCGCCUCCCUCCACUACCGCCUCGCGCCCGAGCGCCGCCUCCCCGCCGCCUACGACGACGCCGCCUCCGCCCUCGCCUGGUUCCGCGCCGCGGACGACCCCUGGGUCGCCGCGCACGGGGACCUCUCCCGCUGCUACCUCAUGGGCAGCAGCUCCGGCGGGAACAUGGCCUUCUUCGCGGGGCUCCGGGCCAGUAGGGCCCUCGACCUCUCCCCCGCCGCCGUGCCCGUGCGGGUGCGCGGGCUCCUGCUCCACCAGCCCUACCUCGGCGGCGUCGCCCGCACGCCGUCCGAGGCCCGCUCCGAGGACGACGCCAUGCUGCCGCUGGAGGCCAACGACAAGCUCUGGAGCCUCGCGCUGCCGGAGGGCGCCGACCGGGACCACGAGUUCUGCAACCCGGUCAAAGCCAUGCCGCCGGAGGUCCUCGCCGGCCUGCCGCGGUGCCUCGUCACCGGGAACCGCGACGACCCGCUGAUCGACAGGCAGAGGGAGUUCGCGCGCUGGCUGAGGGACCAGGGCGGCGUCGAGGUCGUCGUCAAGACGGACCACGCGGGGUCCCACGCCUCGGAGCUCUUCGUGCCGGAGAGGGCCGAGGAGCUCUUCGCCGCCAUGCGCGAGUUCGUGUUCGCGUGACGGCCGGCGUUGACCGACCUGGCGGCUCCGUUUCCGUUGGAUUGGAUUACUCGUGUCGUGUUGGAUUCAUCCGAGUGGGCUGCAGUGGAGUUGUCCUCGAAUUGAUUGCUGCCUUGCGUUCCAUGGGUCGGGUCGUGUCGUGCUGGCAUGUCAUUAUUUCUGUCAUUUUAUACCUGUGAAAACAGAGAUCUCAACUUGUGGUUAUGUCAUUACCUGUAAAAACAGAGAUCUCAACUGGUAGUGUUGAGUGAUUGUAUUACUGUUUUUCAGGUGCGCAAACUCAAUGCAUAAAAGAAACACAACACUUACUUGCGACGGA
Panicum virgatum (switchgrass) is the source of this 1405-nucleotide messenger RNA. Its product is annotated as carboxylesterase 1-like. Gene Ontology annotation, molecular function: hydrolase activity. NCBI's taxonomy places the organism in Eukaryota, Viridiplantae, Streptophyta, Magnoliopsida, Poales, Poaceae. The record is from RefSeq and is a predicted model, not a curated record. The transcript has a single exon. Bases 103 to 1086 code for a protein of 327 amino acids.